CCCUCUGUCCCCCCUUCCCCCCUUACCCUGUCAUUUGCUCUAUGUUUAAUUUGGUUAGAAGAUUUGCGUUUGGGUGUGUGGGAGGUAAAUUAGCACGAUGAAUGGAAUACGAGGAUUUACACCAAUGUUCAUCCCGACAGUCAAUACCUUUUUUAGGAAAAAUGUAAAUAAUUUUGCCAACACGACUAUGGUUGCCACUAAAAGGCUUCUUCCCACCCUGACUUCAAUCGCAGGUCUCCGCACCCAUUCAGUUGUCAAGAGAACUGCCCAGCCUUUUCCCAAAGCAGCCCCUCAUCAACAAACUGUGGUUGACAAAACAGAAGAGGAAGUUAGUGCGAUUGAAGAAGUAAUUUCCAAAGUUAAUCAUCAAAUAAGUAAUAAAAGCCACGGCAGAUUAUUUGCCGUGAUUCAACUAUUUAAUAGGCAGUGGAAAAUAACCCCUGAAGAUGUUUUGGUCAUAGAAGGCUAUUGGCCUCCUAAUAUUGGCGACACCAUUCGACUAGAGAAGGUCUUAUUGGUGGGGUCUUCUGACUUUUCCCUUGUUGGGAUGCCUCUUCUUCGACCAGACUUAGUUAAUAUUCAAGCAACUGUCAUAGAGAAGCGAUUAUCACAUACCAAAACAAAUUUUAAGAAGAUAAUGAGGAAGCAAUAUCAAAGAAUCCACUUUUUCAGGUUUCAGCAGACUAUGAUCAGAAUCAAUUCAAUUGAGCUGACGAGCCGCAUUGAUGAGAAGAAAGACAUUGAAGGGCUUGAAGGCAGAGUCUUUUAAAUAUUGAAUGUACAUCCUCUUAUUUCUAGUUGACUGGCAAUUAAAAAUUUGGUUUCCGUUUACUAA
Messenger RNA from Frankliniella occidentalis (western flower thrips), 835 nucleotides. It is a transcript of the gene mRpL21, whose product is annotated as 39S ribosomal protein L21, mitochondrial. Gene Ontology annotation, cellular component: mitochondrial large ribosomal subunit; ribosome. NCBI's taxonomy places the organism in Eukaryota, Metazoa, Arthropoda, Insecta, Thysanoptera, Thripidae. Gene Ontology annotation, molecular function: structural constituent of ribosome. The transcript has 5 exons. The record is from RefSeq and is a predicted model, not a curated record. The coding region runs from base 98 to 769 and encodes 223 amino acids.